Epinephelus moara (kelp grouper) is the source of this 4144-nucleotide messenger RNA. It is a transcript of the gene tomm34, whose product is annotated as translocase of outer mitochondrial membrane 34. The coding region runs from base 318 to 1250 and encodes 310 amino acids. Gene Ontology annotation, cellular component: cytosol; mitochondrion. The record is from RefSeq and is a predicted model, not a curated record. Gene Ontology annotation, molecular function: heat shock protein binding. The transcript has 8 exons. NCBI's taxonomy places the organism in Eukaryota, Metazoa, Chordata, Actinopteri, Perciformes, Serranidae.
AGCGAUACAGUAGUGACACCCCCUCAGCCCUUCCUCCUCCUCCUCCUCCUCCGGCCUCAAUAAGCAAACCGAGAAGUUACCACAAGUUACUGGCAACUUCUCCGCUGCACCUUCUCCACCUUAAACACAGGCAGAGGACCGGUCCGACCCACCUGGAGGGAGCAAGUUCACAGAGUAAUGUCAGUAUUAACACCGUACACAGCUGGUACAGAUAGUUUCAGGUGCCGGUAGUCGGUUAGUGUCGUGAAGAGGACUAACGUUACUCGCUGCUUUGCUUUCUCUCAGAACCGGCAGCCGAUAAGCCUCAAAAAGACGAGAUGCCUCACAAACACAAGUCCAAGUCCUGGACGGAGUUGAAACAAACUGGGAACGAUAGUUUCAAGGCGGGCCAGUAUGGAGAGGCCACCAAUUAUUACAGCCAGGCCAUCAAAGAGCUGGAGAAGUCCAAUAAAAAGAAUCCAGAAGAUUUGGGCAUUUUGUACUCAAACCGUGCAGCCAGCUACCUGAAAGACGGCAACUGUGCAGAGUGUGUGAAAGACUGCAACACGUCUCUGGAGUUGUACCCGUUCAAUGUGAAGUCCCUGCUGCGUCGUGCUGCUGCCUACGAGGCUCUGGAGCGUUACAGACCGGCCUAUGUAGACUAUAAGACUGCUCUGCAGAUCGACUGCAACAUAGCAGCAGCUCACGAUGGCACCAACAGGAUGACGAAGGCGCUCACAGAGGCAGACGGUCUGUCGUGGAGAGAAAAGCUUCCUCCCAUCCCCACUGUUCCUCUGUCUGUUAGAGAGAAACUGGUCCAACAAGCUGCAGGCAACGCCGCACCACCAAAACCUACACCGAAACAGAACGGCACCAGACAAACAAACAAAUCUGCUCCCAGUGAAAAAGACAUGAAGAAAGGCCAAACCCUGAAAGAGGAAGGCAACGCCCUGGUGAAGAAAGGAGAGCACAAGAAGGCCAUAGAGAAGUACACCCAGAGCCUCAAACUCAACCCCACUGAGAUCACAACCUACACCAACCGGGCGCUGUGUUACCUGUCAGUGAAGCAGUACAAAGACGCUGUCAGAGACUGUGACGAGGCCCUGAUGAUUGACAGCAGCAACGUCAAGGCUCUCUACAGGAGGGCUCAGGCUCACAAAGAGCUCAAGAACAUCAAAGCCUGUGAGGACGAUCUGAACAGCCUGCUCAAAGUGGAACCAAAGAACUCUGCCGCCCUGAAGCUGCUGCAGGAGGUGCAGAAGAAGAAAUGACGACACAUCAGGGACUCUGGAGGCAGCGGUAAGGAUCUGUCACUGCACUGCGUACAGAAAGGAGAGGACGACGAAUCACUGAUGCUUUUAUAAGAAAAUUAAAAAAAAAAAACCAGCCGAGCAGUGACACGAUUCAGCCGCUUUAAGUCAAACACUUGACCUGUGUUUCCCAAAAGCUUCAUCCACACCGGACACGUGUUUGAUCUGUUUGCUGUCGCUGGGACAAAUGUGAGCUUGGUCUCGAGACGCUUCUGGAAAACGCAGCUCCGGUUUAUGAGAACUGAGGCGCCUUGGCCAUGUUUGUAUUUUACCAGUUCAAGUCACUUAGUAUUUAUGUUUAUUUAUAAGAGGUGAAAUUACUGACACGCAUCAUAGUUCUAGCUGAGAAUGAACCUUUACCGUCAUCAUUUGUUAAACUUCAGCAGGUAAUCAGCCAUCAUGUCGAGCUCCGAAACCUAGAUGUGUUAACAUGACAAGCUUGUUCUGCUAUCACAUGACAUCAGGUCAUGUGAUCCAGCUCCACUGACACAUGAAGUUUAUGGCAUAAAAAUGUUCUGACAUUAGAACUGAAUAAAAAAGAUGAGGUAAUUAGUUGCAGCUCAUUAGGUUUCAGAUAGGAGUGGGUGAUAUAGCAAUCUGUCAUGGUAUAUAUUGAUCAAUAUGUAUUGUGAUACAGUCAGGGUUAGGAAAAUAAAUUGAUAAAGGCCUAAUACAAGUACAGAAUUAUUUCUUUUAUUAGUACUGUCUUGUUGAGCACCUUGUAUUGUCAUUUUGCACAAAAGGUGCUAUAUAAAUAAAGUUUAUAAAGAAAACAUUUUACCUGUUGAGACGUUUACAUCGUCCCAUGGUUUACACCGUCAUAUUUAGCAGCUCAGGUUCUCGUUGCAGUCAAGGUAAUCGUUUGUUAUUGCCAAUAACGAUAUUCUGGAAACUCAAGAUGACAUUUUCAAGUUGCUAGUUUUGUCUGACAAUCCAAAGAUAUAAUUUAACUAGCGCAUAAAACAAACACCUUCAAAUGAUAUUUUACAGAAUGUUGUGCAGUGAAAAUAACACAAUCAGUGAAAUUGGCAAACAACCUAAAAACAGUGAUAACAGUCUCUCAACUUAAAUUUAAUCUGCUCCUUAUCACAUCAAAGCUUAAACUGUGUGUACACCAGGUCUGAAGAACGCGUGAGGUACUCACAUUUAUAAAUAUCAGUUUGUGUGUGGCAAAAGGCGUACGCAUGGUUUUUAUGCACACACAUCAUUAAUGCACCUGGCACCUAGUGUGUAGGAUGUAGCGGUAUCUAGUGGUGAAGCUGCAGAUUGCAACCAACUGAAACGUCUCCUGUGUGCCAAGUGUGUGGGAGAAUUAUGGUGGCUGACGUGAAAACAAGAAACCAUCUUGAGCCACUGUUGUUUCUGUUCUGGUCUGCUGCAGAACAACAUGGCGGACUGCAUAGACAAACAUAACGAAACAUUUACGGCUUAUUCGAAGGUAAAAACACAGUGAUUAUUAUUUUCAGGUGAUCAUACACUAAAGAAAACCUAGUUAUGAAUAUUAAAGUGCAUUUCUCCCUCACAUCAAAAUCCAACCAACCCGCCCAUCCAAACUUUGGUGAUCGUAAAGGUUUAUUCUGUAUUUCAUUGACAAGUUAACGACCAUUUUUCACAUAAUGUUCUACACUCAGGUAGUUAACUUAUUUAUCCUAUAUUUGGUUUUCUGAGGCUUUUGCGUACGUGUGAAUGUGUGUCUUUUUCUCAGUGGACUGAUGUUCAUGCCGUGUUCACGUCAUAUUGGAUGGAUUGUACUAGAGCUGCAACUAAAGAUUGUUCUCAUUAUCAAUUACUCCGCCCACUAAAAUAAUUGUGCAAUUAUUAAAAUAGUUGCCAAUUAAUAUCAGGUUUCCCACAUAUUUCAUGGACAAAAUUUCCAAACUUUUCCAUGACUUUAAGGACCCACAAUAAUGAUUUUUUUAAUUUCCUUCGUUUUCUGUUGAUCGACUGAUAGUUACAGCUCUAGAGAUUACCAUGUUUUCGACUUGUAAACAUUCACAUCGUCGGGCAACAUGGGACGAUUGCACUUAGUUAUUGUUUACCAUGCCAUGGCAAUAUGGCACCAUAUAUGUUUAUUACCUUGAACAACAGACUUUAGCAGACAUGAGACGUCCACUUGCGCACUUCUGAUUAUUCUGGACAACUGAUGUGAACUCUGCUUACAACUCAAACCAGUAGUUAUCAUAAUUCCGAUAUGACUUGAACGUAGCAUCGCAAAUCAGUAUUGUCAGUAUUGAAGACGGUGGCAUCCUCAAAUCCAGAGCCUGUCGGAAACAAAAUGAAGUGUUCUUACCUUCUUUCCUGCCUCGUUUCAGACGUCUGAGACACACCUGUCACUCCACUGAGUUAUAUUUUUUUGUGCUUUUAGGAUCAGAGCUUCAGUUUGUUCCCUUUCAGUUUGAAAGACAAAUAUGUGAACCAAGUGAAACUAUCCUCAAACGGGUCAUCAUAUUCACAGUACUGUCACAGUCUUUGUUUCAUCAUUUUAUUAUUGUGAAACAAAAUCUCUUCGGUGAUCCUGCUGCAGCUUGGCAGUCUCCAUCCUGCCUGAAGUGCCUGUCUUCAUCCUCUGUAGGUUUCAGCUCAGAUGUAAAACGUCAGUUUCUGGUUUUAAGUAAAACAACAACUCCGAGUACAUGUGUCAUGCAAGGAAAGCUUGUGAAACACAUCUACACUUACUCAUGUCUGCGCCAUUGAGCCAAAAAGCUGCACAGUGCUACCACAGCCUGACGCUAUUGGAAACGGAGAUCUCUUAUUUUAUCUCACUUUUAUCACCUUUCUGCUGUUUCUGUAAUUUGCUGUUUUGUUUCUGUUGAACUGCUUCUGUUUUAACUGCAAAUAAACAUGAAAUAAAAACA